Molecule: messenger RNA, 1075 nt
Organism: Cynara cardunculus var. scolymus (artichoke)
Lineage: Eukaryota; Viridiplantae; Streptophyta; Magnoliopsida; Asterales; Asteraceae
Product: E3 ubiquitin ligase BIG BROTHER-like
Exons: 7
Coding region: 253-945 (230 amino acids)
Biological process (GO): protein ubiquitination; negative regulation of organ growth
Molecular function (GO): ubiquitin conjugating enzyme binding; ubiquitin-protein transferase activity
Source: RefSeq, a predicted model, not a curated record
ACGAAUAAUCUCUAAAAAAUACCUGGAAUUACACAGCGGUUGCUACAGAUCUUUGUCCGAGCUUAAUAUGUUUGGUUAUGGUAGUAGAUUUCAAGGAAAAAAGUUAUAGAUCUUUGACAAUCAUGAAGACAGAGUAUUCGAGGCGAGGACUGAACUGUUUAUAGUCUUUGAUUGCAUUAGGAAGAUAUCGCACCGACUGAUCAGAGCAUUUCAGUUCAUAUUGGAAUACGAUACAAGUCAAGUGAAGGCUUUAUGGAUUUUCUCGAACGUUUUACAUACGAGCAUGUCAAUUUCAUAUUUUCUGCUGCUACAUAUCCUCAGGAGAAUGCAAACUCUACAAUUAAUAUGAAUGCGUAUAAGUUUGGGUAUUCUGGACCUAUGACAUCCUCAUACUACGACUACGGUGAUGCUUAUGCGAUUAAUGAUUGGACGAGGGGGAAUAAUGAAUAUACUACGCAAUUGAACGUUUCUUCGACCAUGGUUAAUGAGAGGACAACAUCUGAACAUACACAAGAUGGACAAGCAAGCUUGAGUUUUCAUGCUAAUCCAGCAGAGUGUGUGGAGAGUAAUCAUAAUCCUAUUCCUGGUGAAUAUCAGGUUGUUGAUCCUGAUAACAUGACUUACGAGGAAUCGGUGGAGUUAGAUGAGAUUGUUGGAAGUGAAAGCCGUGGUCUAUCUCACGAGGCUAUUUCCUUGCUCCCCAUUUCAAGGUUUAAAUGUGGCUUCUUCUUGUGGAGAAAGAAAUCAAGAGAUGAGAGGUGUGUGAUCUGUCAGAUGGAAUAUAAAGGAGGUCAGCGCCAGAUUACUCUUCCUUGCAAACAUAGAUAUCAUGGUGCCUGUGGCAGUCGAUGGCUUAGCAUCAACAAGGCAUGUCCCAUUUGUUACAAGGAUGUGCAUGUUCAUAUGUCAAAAAACAUGAAGAACGGAUUUAACAAGACAAUGUAAAAAAGGCUAGUGCGUUCUUUGCAUUCGCAUCUCAAAUCAAUGUUUUAGUUUUCUUUUUCAUACUUGGAUUUUAUUUCAUUGGAAUUUUCCUAUAGAAAACUAAUUAAUGACAGGUUGUACAUGUAAAUGA